Bufo bufo (common toad) is the source of this 2527-nucleotide messenger RNA. RefSeq names its product TOX high mobility group box family member 2 (gene TOX2). Gene Ontology annotation, biological process: regulation of transcription by RNA polymerase II. The record is from RefSeq and is a predicted model, not a curated record. Gene Ontology annotation, cellular component: nucleus. Gene Ontology annotation, molecular function: chromatin DNA binding. NCBI's taxonomy places the organism in Eukaryota, Metazoa, Chordata, Amphibia, Anura, Bufonidae. The transcript has 9 exons. Bases 147 to 1667 code for a protein of 506 amino acids.
CACAGCCUCCCUCCCUCUAUCACACACACAUACACACACACACUCAGCAAGAGGCAGUGCAGCUCACACAGGAGCCUGAAGAAGAGAAUUUAAAAAAAUUUACACAAAACAUCAAGCUGCUUUAAUGCCCCUCCGGCCGCCUUGUGAUGGACGUUAGGUUCUACCCUCCUGCCCCCACCAGCGUGGGCACCUUAUCUACAGACCCCACCUGCCUCAGCCCCCUGGACUUUUAUCACUGCAACAAGUUUGAUGGGGAGAACAUGUAUAUGAGUAUGAAUGAAAGUAACCAGGACUUCCUUUCGACAAAUCAGAAUUAUAAUGGUCAAAAUGAAAGCAAUGAAGACUAUGAGAUCCCUCCCAUCACUCCACCAAAUUUGCCGGAUCAUUCUCUCAUGCACUUGGUCGACCAUGAACCUGGAUAUCAUUCACUGUGUCACAGCCUUCCUCCAAACAGCUUGAUACCAGCUUACUCCUAUCAGAACAUGGACCUACCUGCAAUCAUGGUUUCCAGCAUGCUCAGCCAAGAUGGGCAUCUCCUUUCUUCUCAGCUCCCUACAAUACAAGAGCUGGUCCACUCGGAAGGAUCCACUUAUGAUCACAACCAUCAGGUUUCCUUGAUAAACCGAUCUGGAAUGCUCCCCAGUCACAUGAGUGCACUCAGCCAAUCACAGUUCAUCUCCCAAAUGGGAAUGAGGAGUGGAGUUACUCACGGGUCCCCCUCUCCACCUGGUAGUAAGUCAGCCACGCCCUCACCUUCUAGCUCCACCCAGGAGGAGGACACAGAUUCCCACUAUAAAGUUGCGGGAGAGAAACGACCUUCUGCUGACAUUGGUAAAAAGCCCAAAAAUCCGAAGAAAAAGAAGAAGAAGGAUCCAAAUGAGCCCCAAAAACCUGUAUCGGCGUAUGCCCUAUUUUUUAGGGACACACAAGCAGCCAUCAAGGGACAGAACCCUAAUGCCACAUUUGGAGACGUGUCCAAAAUUGUUGCUUCUAUGUGGGACAGCUUAGGUGAAGAACAAAAACAAGCCUACAAAAGGAAGACCGAGGCAGCCAAGAAGGAAUAUUUGAAGGCCCUUGCAGCCUACAGAGCAAGUCUGGUUUCCAAGAGCUACACUGACCAAGGAGAAACGAAAAACUCCCAACCUAAUCAACCCUCCAAAAUGAUUCUCCCAAAGCAGUCCAUGUAUAAUCUGCCUCCACAAUCUUCAUCACCAUAUCCAGGCCUGGCUUCAUUUCUGUCCCCAGCAGACCUGCCGAGUUACCGCAGUCACCCUCACAGUCUCUCCCGAAGCCUCAAUGCCAAAUCUAUGUUGCCCAGCAUCAGUGCCUCACCUCCACCUCCUUUCCAGAUCAGCCCUCCCAUCCACCAGCACAUGCGCCACCCUUCCAGCUCUCUUCUUAAUCAAUCCCUCAAUAUGCAGCAAGUACCACAACCACCCAUCCUCCCUUCAUCCAUUGGACUACAGUCACCUAUGAGUUCAUCUCCCACAGGUCAACAGGACUUCUCACAUCUCCCUUCAGAAUUUCCCAGCAAUGUUGGCCCACGAUCCCCAGCUUCCUCCAAUCCCCCUGGAAACACAGAGUGGGACAAUGAGUUUCCCAACAGAGAGUGUGGGAUCAACCACUGCAGUACUCUGCCAGGAGACAAGUCUCUCUACCUCACCUAGAACCACAAACUUGUAAAUGGCGGCUGAAGGAAUGGACAUUUCCGAGAGUCUACAGCACUGGACAUCUAGAACAAGGAUGGCACAGUCACCACGAAGAGCAAACACAAGUGGUUUGUUCUUAGCAAGCUUUAAAGAAUUAGCUUGGUUUGCAGAUAUAAACUUGGUGAAGGCAAGAAGCCAAGCUCCCGUACCUUCUAAAGAACAAAAGAGACACCUCUUGUGGCCACCAUAUUUGCUAUGGAAAGCAUGGGGAUGAGUUCAUCCAGGCAUAUACAAUAUGUAAAGAGGUUUGUUAAUAUUGUAUAGUUGAAAUAACCCCCCCCCCUCCCCCACCAAAACCAAACAAUACUUCUUAUACGUGGAAAACAACAAAUACCUAAAUAAAAUGUGCAAAUAUACAAAAAAAAAAACAUGGAAAUGUGAUAAAAAAAUAAAAGUAUGAAAAAUAUAAUUUGUUGAAUAGUUGUAAGUAGAUUUAUCAUGUGGUUUAGGACUGUGCUCAAGACAUCUUUACAAUUUUCUUUGUGUAUAGAAACAAAAGGAGUAGCUUUCUUUAUAGUAAAAGCAUUUUAUAUUAAUUGUAGCACAUUUUUUUAGUUAUACAUAGGAUGUGUAAAAUACUGCCAAAUUUUUGUUCUUUGUUUUUCUUUUUUUCUUUUUACAGUAUAUAAAUGAUUUCUAUCUGUGCGGAAUCAUGAACUUAUUCUGGGGUUUUUUUCAGUCAUAAUUUCACCAUAUUCUAAAUUGUCAACGAUAAUUUUAUUUAUGAGAUGAAAAAGAUACAAAGAGGAUAUCUGAUUUAAUAAUAAAACAGUUUUUUUGUGUUUUUCAAUCUGCGCUGAAUUCAUGUGCAGCCAGAA